Molecule: messenger RNA, 1478 nt
Organism: Beta vulgaris subsp. vulgaris (sugar beet)
Lineage: Eukaryota; Viridiplantae; Streptophyta; Magnoliopsida; Caryophyllales; Amaranthaceae
Product: malate dehydrogenase, glyoxysomal
Exons: 9
Coding region: 170-1243 (357 amino acids)
Biological process (GO): malate metabolic process; tricarboxylic acid cycle
Cellular component (GO): cytoplasm; chloroplast
Molecular function (GO): L-malate dehydrogenase (NAD+) activity
Source: RefSeq, a predicted model, not a curated record
GGAUAAGGGAAAGGGCCCCAAUAAAAUUCAUUUCACACACUAAUCUCUCUCUAAUUUGGCACAUUUCUCCAUACUCCCUCCCAAACUUAAACUUCAACCGUCAUCAUUCUUCUUCAUCACCAUCAUCGUCUUCACCACCUCCUCAUUUUCUCUCUCCUCAAACACCAAGAUGCAGAGCACUUCAGAAGCCAAUCAACGUAUCGCGAGGAUUGCAGCUCAUCUUCAUCCUCCUAAUUUCCAGAUGAUGGAGGGAAGUUCGAGUAUUGGGCGGAUGAAUUGUAGAGCAAAAGGUGCAGCACCUGGAUUUAAGGUGGCAAUAGUUGGAGCAGCUGGUGGAAUUGGUCAACCUCUUUCCAUGUUGAUGAAGAUGAAUCCACUUGUUUCUGUUCUUCACUUAUACGACGUCGUUAAUACCCUUGGUGUUACCGCCGAUAUCAGCCACAUGGACACCGGCGCCGUCGUGCGUGGUUUUGUGGGGAAAGAUAAGUUGGAUGAGGCCUUGACAGGCAUGGACCUUAUCAUCAUUCCUGCUGGGGUUCCAAGAAAACCAGGGAUGACAAGGGAUGAUCUAUUCAAAAUUAAUGCUGGAAUUGUUAAGACAAUUAGUGAAGGGAUUGCAAGGUGCUGUCCGAGAGCAAUUGUCAACCUAAUCAGUAAUCCUGUAAAUUCCACAGUUCCUAUUGCUGCAGAGAUUUUCAAGAAGGCUGGUACAUACGAUCCAAAGCGUUUGCUUGGUGUUACAAUGCUUGAUGUUGUCAGGGCCAAUACAUUUGUGGCUGAAGUUUUGGGACUUGAUCCUAGAGAGGUUGAUGUUCCGGUGGUAGGAGGCCAUGCUGGUGUUACAAUUCUUCCCCUCUUGUCCCAGGUUAAGCCUCCAUGCAGCUUUACUCCUGAAGAAAUCAAUUCCCUGACAGAUCGCAUCCAAAAUGGUGGAACAGAAGUAGUUGAGGCAAAAGCUGGGGCUGGAUCCGCCACUCUUUCAAUGGCAUAUGCUGCUGUCAAAUUUGCUGAUGCUUGCCUUCGAGGUUUGAGGGGAGAUGCUGGUGUUAUUGAAUGUGCUUUUGUGGAUUCUCAGGUGACUGAACUGCCAUUCUUUGCAACAAAAGUAAGGCUUGGUCGCUCUGGAGCUGAGGAGGUUUUCCCGCUUGGUCCAUUAAAUGAGUAUGAAAGGGCUGGCUUGGAGAAGGCGAAAAAGGAGCUGGCAGGAAGCAUUGAGAAGGGUGUUUCCUUUACGAGGAACUGAAAAUCAUAAACGCCAGGCAAAGUUUUAGGUGCUUAGUCAAAUGUAUCUGAAAAUAAUUGGCAUAUCUGAAAUGAGCUUUGUUAGAAAAACCAGGGGAAAAAGAGUAGUUUUCUUGUCUCUUCACAUCAAAAUGAGAGUCACACAUUUGCUUAUCUUUAGGUUUUUUUUACUUACUUCUUAGUACUAUCUUUCCUCUGUGUGAUGCAUACAUAAUAAUUGUGUUAUUUGUGUACCU